This is a messenger RNA of Rhodotorula graminis WP1, 3018 nucleotides long. RefSeq lists its product as uncharacterized. The record is from RefSeq and is a predicted model, not a curated record. The transcript has 8 exons. Bases 1 to 3018 code for a protein of 1005 amino acids. NCBI's taxonomy places the organism in Eukaryota, Fungi, Basidiomycota, Microbotryomycetes, Sporidiobolales, Sporidiobolaceae.
AUGUCGCAGGCCACCACCGCCAGCAACGCCCCUGAUCCUGGCGCCCCCUACGCCCAGCCGAGCUCGACCUACCCCGAGGACGUCGUCCAGCUGUACCACCCGGACGGCCGCACCUCGCAAGCUGUCGUGACUCGCUGCUGGGCAGAUGAGCAAGCCCCAGAGACGGUGACCGAGGCCGCACGCUUGGGCAUCCCGUUCACGCCGCUCGCGCCGGGCCGUCUCGAGGUCCUCCACCCCGACGGCACCAAGAGCGAGGUCAUCGAGGCCGACGUCGCCGUCGUCGACAAGGGCUUCCUCCGUGGCGACAUCGUCCGCGCCCGCAGCACGCCCUCGACGCUCCACAAGAAGCGCCAGGCCGGCCAGAUCGUCGACCUCAAGACCGAGGUCCAGCUGCAGCGCGUCCUCGACGGCGAGGUCCUCCCCGGCUGGCACGACACGUCGCUCCUGCGCGCCGCGAGCCGCAUCGCGCGCGGCGACCACGUCGUCGAGCCGACGAGCGACUGGGUCGGCGUCGUCGAGGACGUGUUCGAGAUGGCCCUCAUCGAGGCCGGCAACGGCGUCGUGCGCCGCGUGUGCGACAGCGGCGCCACCCUCACGGUCGGCAGCGGCACCGACGCCAUCAAGGCCAUGCUCGAAGAGCGAGGCGAGGGCGCCAUCGCCCAGUUCCUCGCUGCGGCCGACCUCAAGCAGAUCCUCGACGUCAAGCAGUGCAUGGUCGCCGUCAACUGGCUGUGCCGCAACCAGCAGGCAUCGUCCGACUCGUGGGACCGCCCCAAGCGGUACUGGGUCGACAUCGACCAGCUCGUCCUCGUCCACUCGACCAUCGACCACCUGCACACGAUCUUCGACAAGGUCGUGUUCCGCGACCCGUCGCUGUUCCCGGCUCAGCCGUCCCGGUGGCGCGACAGCUACCCGGACGGCCACCGCGUCCUCGCCAUCACGGCGACCCGCACCGAGGCGACCGUCCUGUGGCAAGACGGCACGAGGACGACUGGGCCGACGCCCUCGCUCGAGCAGUACCCGGCCAUCGACGAGGACAUGGACGUAUUUCCGGGCGACGUCGGCCUCUUCUCGGGCGUGUCGCCGCCGCGCAUCGGCGUCGUCCAGAGCAACGACGCGCGCCGACGCACGAUAAAGCUGCGGUACCUGUCGGCGCGCGCCGAGCCCCUGUCGAGCAACGGCGACGGCGCCGAGGAGGAGGAGGAGACGGUCUCGGGCCUCGAGUUUGACCCGCACGGUCCUCCGCCAGACGCGUUCGGCGUGCGCAGGGGCGACCGGGUCCUCAUCACGCGCGAGGGUGUCGACAACGGCGCGACGGUCCCGGCCGUGCCCAAGCUUGGCGAGAGCGAGGUCGCCGCCGGGUUGAUGCCGAGCGGGGACGAGCUGCGCGUCGAGCUGUCGACCCUCGGCCUCACCUACUGCCAGACCCUCCCCGACACGUUCGCCCCGCCCCAGAUCCAGGAGGGCCCCGACGCGCUCGCCGCCUAUACGUGGUACGGCGAGGUGUGGGACCUCCUCCUUGACGGUCGGGCCCUCGUCCGCCUCCCGGACGGCGACAAGCAGGCGUUCCCCGUCUACCGCAUUGUCCAGCUCGACGACGGCCUCGACCCCGAGGGCGACCUCGGCGCCGCGCUCGACGGCGAGGACGACGCCAUGUCGACCGACGGCGAGUCGGGCAGCGAGUCGGACGGGAGCUGGAUGACCGAGGACGGCGACGCCGUCAUGUCGGGCGCAGAGGGCGACGACCUCGAGGGCGUCGUCGACGCCGUCAUGGAGGACGACUCGCAGGACGAGGACUACGAGACGGAGGAGGAGGGCGCAGAGCGGGACGUGCCGAGGCGCAGCGGGAGGAGGAAGGGGAGGACGGGCGACGACGGCGACGUCAAGGGCUGGGCCGACGACGACGACGAGCAGCUCGAGGCCGCCUCUUCCACCGCACCCGUCGGCGUCGACAGCAGCGCAGCACCUACUUCCGCCGCCGCACCCGAACCCUCCUCCACCGCCGCCGCCACCUCCCCCUCUUCCUCUGCCGCGACCGCCCCCGCCCCCGCACCCGCACCCACCUCGACCGCGCCCGCACCUACGCCAGCCGUCACGUCCGUCUCGAUGCCGGCCGAGGUCGAAGAGGACUUUGCCGACUGGAGCCGGUUCGAGGUGCUCGAGGAGGCGCCGCUCGACCACCACUACAUCGGCGAGCCGGUCCAGGUCCCGGGCAAGGCGUUCAUGAGCCGCAUGCGCAAGGAGCACAAGGUCCUCGCGAGCUCUCUACCUCCCAACAUCCUCGUGCGCGCCUACGAGAACCGCCUCGACCUCUUGCGAUGCCUCAUCAUCGGUCCGCUCGACACGCCGUUCCAGAACGCGCCCUUCCUGUUCGACGUGUUCCUCCCGCCGUCCAAGUUCCCGCAGGACCCGCCGCAGGUCUUCUUCCACGCGUGGGCGAGCGGCAACCGCGUCAGCCCUAACCUGUACGUCGAGGGCAAGGUGUGUCUGAGCUUGCUCGGGACGUGGAGCGGCGACAAGGACGAGAACUGGAGCGCCGCCAAGAGCUCGAUCCUGCAGAUCUUCAUCUCGAUCCAGGGCCUCAUCAUGGUCGAGCACCCGUACUUCACCGAGCCUGGCUUCGAGAAGCAGAUGGGCACGCCCGAGGCGACCGCCGCCUCGGAGCUGUACAACGAGCGCACGCUCGUCCUCACGCGAGCCUACGUCAAGCGCGCGUGCGAGUACCCGCCGUCGUCGUUUGCGCGCGAGAUCGCCGCCUACUUCUUCACGGGCCUGCCCGGGCAGCAAGGCGGCGCGCUGGCGGCCAUCAUCGAGCAGAGCAAGCAGCUGCUCGACGAGAGCGAGCGGUGGCACGCUCGCAACGACGGCGACGGCGACGGCGACGAGGUCAAGCCGCCGCAGAGCGCCGUCGUGCCGUCGCAGAGGGUCCUGACCGAGGGCGCGGGCCUGUCGCUGCGGCGCACGGUCAAGGCGCUCGAGGAACUCGUCAAGCGCGGGCCCAAGGUGGACGAGGCGUGA